ACCUCGAUAUCGUCCGAAAACUCAUUGGGUACACUCGGGGACGCUCGGGAAUGGCGUUCGAAAACGUCCUCGGUGCACCCGAUCGGGGAGAUUUACACCUUGUUCGACUAGGUAGGGACGGUUGGGUAUUUUAGCGCGGGAAAAGAAUUCGAAUAACCGUGAACCGUGGGAACUAACCUUAACCUUAUUUUUCCGUGAGCACUCGGAAACACAAACCUCGGAAAAUGGAAAAGUUUGAUCCAACCGUCCACGUUUUGUGCGUAAAUAAGGCACAACAACCACUUAGGGAUGAAGAAAAUCCUAAUCUGGUGGCUUAUUUUAACACGAAAUGUAAGUAUAGAAAAUAAUUAUAUCCUCAAUCUUUUUCGCGACGUUACCGUUUCAUGAUGCCCGAUGAUGGUAUGUACCAAUACUACCAAUUAAUAAUUUUAGCCCAGACAGUCGUAAUGCUUCUGGAAACCGAGGCAUUCCCGGAAAAGUUGACUUCCCAAGUGGAACUGGAGAGUAUCGAGACUUCUAUGAUGAAGACCCAGGAGACCAUAGGCCUAGGUAGUGGUGACUCUCUUGCAAACCCCGAUGUCAUGGCCACAACUCAGGAUGAAUUUGACGAUGAAGAUGACAGCGUAGCUAAAAAUGCUGCUAAAUGGCACGAUGAUAAUGCUAUCAGACACCUCAUUUACCUACGAAAAGUAAAGCUAAAAUCCCUAUUUGAUAGCACUGCCCUUUCAAACCAACGUAAGUGGCAAAACUUAGCAACUGAGCUUGCAGCUGCAAAACUAGGCAACAAGUUCUGGACGUUUACUUGGAAACAGUGUGAGGGCAAAUUCAAAGACCUAGUAAAGAAAUAUAAUAAAACAAAAGAUAACCAGAAAGAUACUAGUAGUGGAGCUGUUCCAAUAAGGUUCAAGUUUUAUGACGACAUGGAAGAAGUUAGUAGGAACAGUGUCUCAGUGAAACCUUUAUCCACAGCCAGCAAUUUAACAGCAGGUGAUGACAAGAUAUUAAAUAAUCAUGGUGAUGCUGAAUCAUCAUUCUCAUCCCAAGAUGAGAGCAGCAACGCAACAGAGAGGAAAGAAAAAAAAACAAAACUUGAGAAUAAAGUUGAUUCUCUGUUAGCUUCUAUUAAGCAGAAAGACGAUGAGAAGGAGAGGAAUCAGCCGUCACAAAGAAGUGCUCACUACGCAACAGACUGCAAUUGACACGUACCAGCAGGUGAUGAAUCGUUUGAUUGACAAACUGUAAUCCAUUAUUGUUUUUAAGUUUGCUUUUCAAACUAAGCAACAACUCUAGUUUUUAAAUUAUUUACUGUAUCCUAUACCUAACAUUAAGUUGACUUGCAUUGAAGUCAGGUGUUAAUUGCCUUGAAAGGUUGAAAGUAGUAGUAAAAGUUUCGAGAUUAUUUUUAAGUUUGUAUUAAUGUAAUAUUUUUAGUUUAUUUAAGGGAGCC
Ceutorhynchus assimilis (cabbage seed weevil) is the source of this 1447-nucleotide messenger RNA. NCBI's taxonomy places the organism in Eukaryota, Metazoa, Arthropoda, Insecta, Coleoptera, Curculionidae. The record is from the annotation of a GenBank genome assembly.